This is a messenger RNA of Linum tenue, 1578 nucleotides long. The record is from the annotation of a GenBank genome assembly. NCBI's taxonomy places the organism in Eukaryota, Viridiplantae, Streptophyta, Magnoliopsida, Malpighiales, Linaceae.
CUAGCUAGCUUGGCUUCUUCAAUGGCUUCUUCGAAUGGCGGGGUGCCUCCUGGGUUCCGAUUUCACCCGACUGAUGAAGAGCUACUCCAUUAUUACCUGAAGAAGAAGGUUAUGUUUCAAAAGUUUGAUAUGGAGGUUAUCCGCGAGGUGGACUUGAAUAAGAUGGAGCCUUGGGAGUUGCAAGAGAGAUGCAGGAUAGGAUCAACUCCUCAGAAUGAGUGGUAUUUCUUCAGUCAUAAAGACAGGAAGUAUCCAACAGGAUCAAGGACCAACAGAGCGACCAAUGCAGGGUUCUGGAAAGCGACGGGCAGAGACAAAUGCAUAAGGAACAGCUUCAAAAAGAUCGGAAUGAGGAAGACACUAGUUUUCUAUAGAGGGAGGGCGCCUCAUGGCCAAAAGACUGAUUGGAUUAUGCACGAAUACCGCCUUGAAGAAUAUGGUGGCGGUAGUGCAGAGGAUCACGCGUCAAACUCCAGUGAGGAUGGAUGGGUAGUAUGCAGGGUGUUCAAGAAGAAGAAUCUGUUCAAGAUUAAUAAUGGUGGGAGUGGGAACAACAACGUUAACAACCAUAUGAACAAUAUUAUUAUUAGCGAUCAUCAUCAUCAGUCGCCGUUCGGAGGAAGCAGCAACUGCGGAUUAUCGCUGACAUCGGAGCACCAUCAGCGACAACAACUCUUAACGCUGAAUGGUGCGAUGACGACCACCACAUCAAGCACCAACCAUAUUGACGACAAUGACGACGAUGAUGAUCAUCAUUCGCAGCUGCAGCAGCCUACACUAGUACCCGGCAGCCGCUAUCACCAAUACCUGCUGCAGCCUCCUCCGAAUAGCACAGUUGCUGCUGCCGCCUCAUAUGACCACCUUCAAGCCCCGCUGGCAGCUGACGACCUAGCCCUUCACUACCCACCUGCGCCGCCUUUUUUCCAGAUGUCCGCAACAAGAUCAACUACUCCCCAUCAUCAUCAGUAUGCUGCUGCUUUUCAGGCCACGUUUUUGCCCCCGCCUACGCCUAUGAUCACAAUGGGCGCUUACGAGGACUACGCCGCUGCAGCAGCCUCCAGCCCCUCUCAGGCCUCUCAUAAUAAUGAUACAACUAAUUCGCCAGACCUUAUGGUCAAACAGCUCAUGACUUCAACAAGCUGCAGCAGGGACGCCCGCCCGGCCGCUGAAAAUGUAAGCUGCAUCGAUUUGAGGCCCUCAUCAUCAUAUCAACCUCUACCUGCAGCUUCUGCUGCUGCAAACUGUGGGUCAUCCGGUGUAGACGCGGCCGCUCAACCAGCAGCAACAGAAGGAAGAAUCCGAGACGAACAAGGAUUGAACCAGUGGCCGGCUAUGCAGACGGUUGACCCCCAGAUGGUGGUGGCGGGGACUAAUAUUAAUAGUGACAACCACCACGACGACUCUUCUUCUAAAGGAGGAGAAUUAGCUGGAGAUCAAGGAGGGCCGGCAGCCGUCAGUAGCAGGUUUGAACACAACCAUGAUCACAACAACAACAACAAUAAUAAUAAUGCAACCUCCGUCAUCCAUAAUCUGUCCUUGCGUGGUCAUGAGAUGGACUUUUGGGGCUACCAGAAAUAA